This is a messenger RNA of Cydia strobilella, 1322 nucleotides long. RefSeq lists its product as uncharacterized. Bases 69 to 1289 code for a protein of 406 amino acids. The record is from RefSeq and is a predicted model, not a curated record. NCBI's taxonomy places the organism in Eukaryota, Metazoa, Arthropoda, Insecta, Lepidoptera, Tortricidae. The transcript is spliced from 9 exons.
UCAUUAUCAUCAUUUGGCAAUCGUUAGCCACCUGAUUAGGUCGUCUAGCAUAACACUAAUUUACUAAAAUGUUAACUUUAAUAAUUUCUUUGAUAGUUCCGCUAUCCCUUGUACUAAUAUUUAGGUUUUUAAAUGCAGAGCGGAAACCGGCGAUAUUCGGAGUUUACCAGCAAAGGAACAAGACUUACUUUCUGAAAUUUAUUGUUUUGUACUUAUUUUUAAGGAGUAGACAGUUAAUCAGACACCUAAGAAGACUGCGCGCCGUUGAUGUGGGUCGAAGCGAUGAUGGCACCAUCAAACCACACGAACAAGACGAGCCUCUGGAGAAGAAAUACUAUCUAGGAGAUUAUCCACUGGCCGUGGAUGCGGUAUAUUACAACGGGAUGUCAAAAGAAGGAGCUGCUUUAGUCUGCGGCCUGGCAUGCAGGGCUCACCACGAUGUCGAUGCAUUUAUGUACUUGAAAGUAGAAGGAGAAGAAUUGUUACUCACACCAAAUCUCCCCGACACUUGUGCAACUCAAACAGCAGUGGAACAGGGUCACUACAAGUCAGGGGGACUCUCCAUUGUUAAUUUCAUACCUAUGCGGACCUGGGAGGUGACUUACAGCGGCGAGAUGAAAACCAAGGAUGGCAAGAAGAUGGACGUCGAAUUAAGCGUCACAUGGAGUGCCCACUUCGGCCACUUCAACUAUGACACCCAGAUGGCGCCACUCAGUAUGGCUAGCGACAUGGCUCGCGAGGCUUGGUCCGCCGACUAUUUCAAAUUACUUAAAAAGUUCCAUCAAACUCGCUAUGAGCAGAUGGGCCACCUACUAGGCACUGUGACCAUCAACGGCCUCACGACGGAUAUAAGCAUGCCGUGCGUUAGAGAUCAUAGCUUCGGAAACUAUCGCGAUUGGCGCAAUUUUCACAGAUACGUUCUUCACUUUUUGUAUCUCGAGAACGGAGAUUGUCUGACUGUGGGUUGCGUAUCACAACCUGUUGUCAUUUCCCAUCUCACUAUUGGCUACCUAUGCCGAAAGGCCGAUCAGACGAUAUUUCCCGUGAAGUCCACCGAUUUUAAACUAUACCAACACGGAGAGAACGGAAUAUUGCCAAAGGAUUACGGAUUCAGUUUUAAAGCAGGAGGUGAACGGUACGUAGUCAAAGUGUUAGUGGACGAGGAGGAUUCAUUCUUCAUGGGUAAAGACCGGGAAGCGAAGAUCUACGAGCGCUGGUGCACCGCUGAAGUAAAUGGCCUUAAAGGCUGGGGCUGCGCUGAGUGGCACUAUAAUAAUACUCGCAAGUGAGAUUUGUAUAAUUAAAAUUUAGUAGGUAAUAAA